Molecule: messenger RNA, 4363 nt
Organism: Chilo suppressalis (striped riceborer)
Lineage: Eukaryota; Metazoa; Arthropoda; Insecta; Lepidoptera; Crambidae
Source: the annotation of a GenBank genome assembly
GCCUAUAUUAACGCGGUACAGAACUAAAGCAAUGCAUAGGGAAUUUAGUGCUUAAUGAGUGCUGGCAGUAUCUGAUAAAAAACUUGGAAGAAAAAAAUUGUUUUUUUUAUCAAUCAAAACUGCUAGUAUGACAGUCUGAGCAAGUCACCGGGUUGAAUACAUCACUCUGGAUCGAAGAUCUAUGAUCAUAAACGGUUAAUAAUUUAGUGCUCAAUGAGUGCUGCCAGUAUGUGAUACACUUUGCCAUUCUAGCUAAACGGACAUUCUUAAAAUCCUAGCCGAGGUUAAAAGACUGUCUGCUAUGUCUGAUUAUGCUUAAAUGCCACAAUACUCUUACUAACUAUAUAUGAUGAUAAGAUAACUACUUUAUUAGUAGUUUUCUUCAGUUUGGUCCCGAAUGAUUGGUGUGAAAGUUGUGAACUGCAUUUAUUAUCUUACUUCUUAAUCACAAAGGAAUCCAAAUUACCAAUUUAUUACUACAAACGAUGUCCAUAGCAAGUGAACAGCUUACUAAUUUCUACCAGUACUGUACAACGUUACGUCACCGUAGCUAAUUUAAGUUGAAUUCGAGCGUUCGCAUAUUUUAUGCAAACGAUGUGGAUUGCAAAAAUAAAGGAAUGCCCGCCAUCAAAAGCUGUCUAGACGGUCAAAAGCGAAUAUUUUAUCUUCGAACACGAGUUUAGAAAAGAAAUGUGCUCAUUUUUUGUAAAUGAUGCAUUUAAAUAGUAAUAUAAGGAUGAUUUAUUAUAAUAACAAUAUGGGUCAACCGUUACAUAAUUCGACCGUGGAGUGCAUCGGAUGUGAAUUUAUUUAUGAUCGAAGAUGGUGCUCGGCGCGCUGGCGGGGUGGGCGGCGGGCGAGCGCUGCGCGUGCGGCUCUCUCCGCCUUAUCUUUCGCGACCUCCGACGGACGCGCACGCUGCCCGCGCUCCACAUCAGCCGCGUUCCGACCGCGCUUCUACCGCACUCACGCUAUGCCACCUUCCCGACGAUAUACUUCUGUGUUUAGUUUCAAGUAUUGUUAUCGUUUCCGAAGUGCAGGACGUGGCCCGGAAAUGAGUCAGUGAAUCGGAUUUUUUAGUAGUAGUGACGAUUUAACUUUCAAUAUUGUCUGUUUAUUAAUUGAAAACUCUUACGAAUUAUUACAGUUUCAUACGAAUUUACGAUGGUGUCUGAGGGCCCUUUGCCCGUAGUUUGGUGUAUAAGAGAUAAUCAACUUGUGCCUCAUCAAGUUUCUGGUGUAAAGUUACAAGGAGCGGUAACUGGCGCGCACAUAGCUGCCGUCACGGACUUUUUGCGAAUGGUUGCCGGGACUCCUAUAGUGUUGCCGCACACGGCUGUCAGCGAAGAUUUCGAUAAUGAUAUUAAUCAAGAAAAAGAAAACUCGACUCGACGACGUAAGAUGUCAAUGCAAGUCGAGGUACCGUGUGUUUUCUUAUCUGAAAGUGCCUUACAGAAGGCAAAAAGCCGCAGCAAUUCACUAGAUGAUAAGUUAUUAUUUGAACAGUGUAAGACAUUAUCAUCAACCAAAAGUUUUUUAGAAGUAGAUAGCAAAUCACAUUCAUGUGAAUCUAAAGAGUCUGAAGACAAUAGUCCACAUGCGAGUGAAACUAAAUGUACUCAAAGAAUAAGAAGGAUAAUCGAUUUAGAUGAUAUUAAUCCUAAGCUAUUAGAUACAGAAAUUGAAAACGAACCUCUUCAAAGGAUAACUAGAAUUAUUGAAUUUGAAAAUGAUAGUGCGCCAUCUUCGCCUAUGUAUAUAGACGGAGAAACUGAACCUUUACAAAGAAUAACCCGAAUAAUUGAAUUAAACGACGAUAAUACUUUUUCAACAACUGAGUGCACCAGAGAGAACGAUAAAGAAAAUAUGCAAAAAUUAUCUAGAAUUAUGGAAUUACAAAAGCAAGAUUCCUUUCCUAGUAUGACUAAAAUAAUAGAAAUGGAAAACGAAAUAUCUAAUGAGAGAAGAAUUUCAUUAACCAAUGAACGCGAAACCGGUGGUGGAAUAGUCGACAGUUGUUGCGAAGAAGUUGUUGUUAGACCUAAGUUAGCACAUAGAAGUACUCCUAGGAUCAGUGUUGAUUCUUCGUGCUCCGAAAACUCUUACGUUAAUAUUGACUGUAUUAAGAGUUUGCCGGAUGUAAGAAAAGAGGAAGGCACAGACAGUGGUAUAAGUCCCGAAUCAUCACCAGCUGGCAGGUCUAUUCGCUCGCGAUUUCCUAGAAAAAAGACUUCGGUAUGUUCGAUUGGCUCUUCGGACUGCGAUGAUGAGAUAGAUGUUAUAUUUAAAUCUAAACCAAAAUCUAGUCAGUGGUUAAGUCUUGAUUGGAUACCGCCACCUCCCAAAGAAGAGCCAGUGAUUACGCAAGUCUGUGAUAAAAACGAUUUUAUAACUAAAUGGAUAGCGGAGCAGAACUCCCAAGAAUCUGGAAUCAUUGCCGAUGAAAGAAGAAAGAGUCUUCCACCCAAAUCGAAUGAAGUUUAUCUUCAAAAUAUGAGGAGGUUCAGCGAUAGCUUGCAAAUAUGCAAAGAAGACGCUGCUAGUGAUUCACCCGCCACGGUUAAAUGGAAGUGGCACGACAUCGUCAAACGUCAUUUGCAACUGUUAAAAAAUGACAAAGGAUUCAGGCGACAAAGAGGUAGUUGGAUGCGAACAGGACGCCGCCUGUCCGGAACCACCAUCAACCAAAACAAGAGCAUCGAUUUACCUCUGGAUACUUACAUGAAACUCAACUCUAUGCCAUGGUACUUCCGCAAGAUAAAACGAAUCGAGGCGGAGAAGAAGCUGCUCCUGCCAGAAAACGAACAUGGCGCCUUCCUCAUCAGAGACUCGGAGAGCCGUCACAACGACUUCUCACUAUCUGUACGAGAUGGGGACACGGUGAAGCACUACCGCAUCAGGCAGCUAGACGAGGGCGGGUUCUUCAUCGCGCGCCGCACAACCUUCCGCACGCUGCAAGAGCUGGUUGAGCACUACAGCAAGGACGCUGACGGCCUCUGUGUCUCGCUCAGCAAACCCUGCGUCCAGGUGGAGAAACCAGUAACAGAGGGACUAUCGCACAGAACGCGUGACCAAUGGGAGAUUGACCGAUCAUCGUUGAAGUUCGUGCGCAAGUUGGGCCACGGACAAUUCGGCGAAGUAUGGGAGGGUCUAUGGAACAACACUACCCCCGUCGCGAUCAAGACCCUGAAAUCGGGCACAAUGGAUCCCAAAGACUUCCUUGCUGAGGCUCAAAUCAUGAAGAAGCUGCGCCACAACAAGCUGAUACAGCUGUACGCUGUGUGCACCCUCGAGGAACCUAUCUAUAUCAUAACUGAGCUCAUGAAGAACGGCUCGCUACUCGAUUACCUACAAGGUAAAGGGCGAGGCCUGAAACUGCAGCAGCUGAUCGACAUGGCGGCGCAGAUAGCGGCCGGCAUGGCGUACCUCGAGUCUCAGAACUACAUCCAUCGCGAUCUGGCCGCGAGGAACGUACUCGUCGCCGACGCUAACAUUGUGAAGAUUGCAGACUUCGGCCUCGCCAGGCUCAUCAAGGAGGAUGAGUACGAGGCGCGAGUGGGCGCCCGGUUCCCCAUCAAGUGGACAGCUCCCGAGGCGGCCAACUACAGCAAGUUCUCUAUCAAGUCAGACGUCUGGUCCUUCGGUAUCCUUCUAACGGAGCUGGUCACAUACGGAAGAAUACCUUAUCCAGGCAUGACGAACGCCGAAGUCUUACACCAAGUGGAGCACGGUUACCGUAUGCCGUGCCCGCCCAACUGUCCGGCGGCGUUAUACGAAAUAAUGCUCGAGUGCUGGCACAAGGAUCCCCUGAAGAGACCCACCUUUGAGACUCUGCAGUGGAAGCUGGAGGACUUCUUCACCAUGGACAACUCCGAGUACAAGGAGGCCUCCGCCUACUGAGCCCGGCCUACCCUGCCGCCCCACCGACACGCGCACCACACUCCGGGCCUAUACCACAUGCCGCCGGAGCUGCAGAUGCUGCACGGCAGCGCGUCCAUGCAGCACCUGCAGAUGCACGCGCUCGCGGCGCACCAGAACCAGGUGCAGCUGCAGUUGCAGCAGAACCAGCUGCAACUACAGCAAUUGCAGCUGCAGCAGCAGCAGUUGCAGCCGCCCCGCCAGCGCCCCGCGUGCCACCAUCACGCGCGACACCAGACCCUCGCGUACCGCGCUCCAUAACACCGGAAUAAAUCACAAAAGAAAAAGAUCGUCGAACACUCGGUAAACCCGACUAAUUAGAAAUGAUAUGGAAGCAUUAAUCUCUAACAAAACCAUAGAGGUAUAAGAAUAGAGAAGGGGAGAUAUAGACUCUACUACAAGUGGAAGUGUCCCUUUAAUAGAAAGAGAAAGAAGAUGAGAGACC